Desarmillaria tabescens is the source of this 2225-nucleotide messenger RNA. RefSeq lists its product as uncharacterized. The record is from RefSeq and is a predicted model, not a curated record. The transcript is spliced from 2 exons. NCBI's taxonomy places the organism in Eukaryota, Fungi, Basidiomycota, Agaricomycetes, Agaricales, Physalacriaceae. The coding region runs from base 262 to 2034 and encodes 590 amino acids.
UUCAGGUCCUGUUCUAACAUAAGAUAUACUUGCCACGAACGUAUACCCUAACAGCGGACUCUUCACGCAAAACCGUGCCUUUAGAUCUCUUACGCGUCUUUUUGUCUUGGAUAUCUUCACCUCGGGCCGGUGACAUUGGCGGAAGCAAAGAUGCUGUCGAACACAUGUUUGAUUUGUACCCCCAAUCGACACGUCGUCAAAGUAACUGCAAGUGCUGCAUCUCGUCUCAUGUACAAAUACUGAGUUAGCUCAUCACAGAUCAUGGCUUUACCCGCUGCUGUUCCCUCAGACUGGCACCCUUGUAAAGGCUGCGCCUGCGUAAACCACGCCAUCCCAUCCUACAGAUUUCCCGUCACAGACGCAGAUAGUCCCAUCGCUGAUCAUCCAGAUCUUGGGAAACUCACACGUUCCAAUGAUACACCCAGUCCGUCUGAAGAGAAGACUCUUCAGCAAAUGAUAUCCGAUUCUGAAAAGCGCAUCGAUAAGGCGCAUAUCCAGGCGUUGGAACUGCAGGAACUGAGGCAAGAGCUUUUACAGUCGAUCACACGCGUCGACGAGGAGCUGGUGGCACUGAAUAUAGAGCAGCAACGUCUCUCUGACAGUAUUCAAGAGCGAAAGCGCCUUCUUAGCGCUUUGCGUCUCAUGCCCAAAGAAGUUCUCGCUCACAUCUUCCUUCACGCCCUGGUCUUUCCCUUCCCACGGGUACAGCCAUCCGGGCGUUCUGGUGAUUGGUCGGUGUUUCCUCCUAUUAGAAACCCCCUUUUAUCAAUCUCCUUGGUGUCUCAUAAAUGGAAGGAUGUUCUUGCAGUUUUCCCCGAACUUUGGUCUUAUGUCAACAUUGUAGUCGACCGACUACCAUCCAGUAGCUAUGCACGGUCCAUCGGCAAGCAUAUAUCUCGCUCCGGUCAGUCCCCGUUAUCAAUCUCGAUAUCUCACGGGGGCAACACAGCUGGAGCUGUCGCCUUACCCGAUGCCGUCUUAACAACGCUCUUUACGGCCUGUCAUAGGAUCAGAUCCCUCCAUAUUCACCUCCCUGGAAGGUAUUUCCCUUCCCUACAGCAACUCCCGCUAUCCUUUCCCAUUCUACAAGAACUUUACCUUCAUUCUUCGUCGGAUACUGCGGAUGUUGGCCAAAAUCUUGAUUUUGAUUCUCUACCGCAUUUGCGGGUGCUAGAGGUCACGGACAUCAGCGACAUACAUUCAUCAUCUCCUCCUUGGCAUCAGAUCACUCACUUUUCAAACACUCAUGUACAGCCUGGACACAGCCCGCCUGUGCAUCACACUCUGAAUACUUUAACCAUGAUGCCUCAAUUAUCUGUCUGCCGUCUCUCCCUUGACUUGCAACCCUUGAUACACGGCAUCGCGGAGGAGACGACCCUAACUGAACUUACAUCACUGUCGCUUUCUUCUGUAUAUCGGCAAGGUUUCGGUCUCCCUCCAGUCAUACCCUUCCUACUCAACUACCUCACCUUACCUGCUCUUUCGGACCUCUCGAUAACGUGUUUGGUUGGUGUUACCUCACGAGACCAAGACGUUACAUUUAAUUCUAUCCGCCAUCUCCUUGAACGCUGUAAUAGUCCUCUAACGUCACUCUCCUUCAGUAACGGAGAAAUUCAAAAGGAUGAUCUUGUAUACAUCCUCACCAGCACGCCUACGCUCCAAGACCUGCGAUUAACAAACUUCGGUAAAGGGGCUUUGACUGAAGAAAUACUCGAUUAUUUUAAUCGUACCACACCCGCCACCACCACCACCGACGAUGCUGAUACCGAGUCCGAAAUCUCAGCCUUCGUUCCAUGUCUGCAUACAUUGCAGCUCAUCGGCUAUAUUGAAUUUUCAACGAAUGCAUUUAUCGAGAUGAUCCAAUCUCGUCGAACAUGCAACUCGUGUCACCUCGAGUCAGUGAAUAUUUGCCGGUAUGUUGAUUGGCGGAGAGAAAAGGAAGAAGAGGCUCUAAUUCUUAGGUAUCAGCCCGACCUUGACGUAUUGCGGUCGAGAGGGUUGGAUAUCACUGUAAGCUCACGAAGACCAAUUUGAAAACAAUACGUGUUGGAUUUAACGGAUUGCGUUGUGAUGGGCGGAUAUUGGGAUGUAUCUUUACCUACGUCGAUUAUGAUCUCAUCUUGUCUAUAGAAAAUUUUACGAAAGAAGCAUUAGGAAGAUUCAGUUUUGAAUAGUCUUUACGUGCAGAUACUUUAAUGGAACUUAAGUGCGUUAACUAUUGAAAC